Molecule: messenger RNA, 1870 nt
Organism: Lepisosteus oculatus (spotted gar)
Lineage: Eukaryota; Metazoa; Chordata; Actinopteri; Semionotiformes; Lepisosteidae
Gene: uqcrfs1
Product: ubiquinol-cytochrome c reductase, Rieske iron-sulfur polypeptide 1
Biological process (GO): mitochondrial electron transport, ubiquinol to cytochrome c
Cellular component (GO): membrane
Molecular function (GO): 2 iron, 2 sulfur cluster binding; quinol-cytochrome-c reductase activity
Source: RefSeq, a predicted model, not a curated record
GCUCUUUUCCUGUUUCCCUUCGCCCUGGAGAAGGUCGCUGUGACCGAGACUGAGGAUUUUGAAAGCCGACAAGAUGUUGUCUCUCGCUGCUCGCACCGGGGCUUUCUCCCCGUACUUGCAGGCAACUUCUUAUGCUGUGGCCGGGCAGCUUAAACCGCUCGCCCCAGGUGUUGUUGUCCUCAAGGCCGAUAAGGUGCUGCAGGAUCUAAAGAAACCAUUCCUGUGCCGGGAGUCCUUAAACGGGCAGAGCCCAAGAACUGGGCCCGCCGUCUCUGUCAGCAUCAAUGCUCCUGCCUCUAUUCGUUUUGCGCAUACUGACAUCAGAGUCCCUGAUUUUUCCGAUUACAGAAGGCCGGAAGUGCUGGAUUCCGACAAGCCCUCUCAAAAGAGCAGUGAGGCCAGGCGAGGGUUCUCCUACUUGUUGACUGGAGCAACAGCUGUGGUGACAGCUUAUACUGCCAAGACAGUUGUCACUCAGUUCAUCUCUACGAUGAGUGCCUCUGCCGAUGUGUUGGCGCUGUCGAAAAUCGAAGUCAAACUGUCCGAUAUCCCAGAGGGCAAGAACAUGACCUUCAAGUGGAGGGGGAAGCCACUCUUUGUCCGUCACAGAACAGCAAAAGAGAUUGAGCAGGAAGCCGAUGUGAACUUAAGUGAGCUGCGAGACCCCCAGCACGAUUUAGAUAGAGUCCAGAAACCCAAAUGGGUGAUUGUGAUUGGAGUCUGCACUCACCUUGGCUGUGUGCCUAUUGCUAAUGCUGGUGAUUAUGGUGGUUACUACUGUCCUUGCCAUGGCUCUCAUUACGAUGCCUCAGGUAGAAUAAGAAAGGGUCCUGCACCUGCCAACCUAGAGGUGCCCUAUUAUGAGUUCCCUGAUGAGGAAACAGUUAUUGUCGGGUAGAUCUGGGACUUUUUCAUUUCUUAUCUAAGCAUUGUGUUUAUUUGAGCUGCAUUGCCCUUAACAUCUGAUUAUCUUAGGCACAGCAUACAAGUAUUAAGAUGAUGCAAGUAAUAAAUGUAAAUUUUACCACACUUAGAACACGUUGUCUCAAGUUAUUUAUUCAGCUCAUUCAAAACUCAGUUCUUUUCCCUUACAGAAAGACUUGAUCAUCUCAAAGUAAAUGUCUUCAGAUUUAAUCUUUAUGAUAUGGUUACAAAUGGAAGUGCAACAUUGAAAACUUAAAGGCAGCAUGGAAGAGAUUGCUUCACUGAUAAGAUUGCAGUGUAAUGAAAAAUUGCUUUGAACAUAGAUUUGGGUUUCAGUGUGGUGUUCAGAUUUUUAAAUUGAUUUAUUUUUCUGACAACUGUGAUGUAGACAAAUAUUUAGGAGUACUAGAAACUUUGGAAGUGGAGGCUAAAGUGCUUCCUAUAAUUGCAAGCAUAGAGUACUCUCAAAAUCCAUAUUGUAAUUUCCUGAAUUGUACCAUCUUGUAAUACAUUAUGGUUGCCUUAUUUUGAGAUAUCCCUCAAAAAAUAAAUUGAAGGAAAAAAUACAUUUAAAUCAUCUUAGUAGUUCCUUGAGACUAUUACUGAUGGAAAAUAUAAGUAUCCUUGUGGUUGUAAAUAUUCAAUGAUUUUAAAUCCAAAACAUUGAAUCAGGGAGACACUGAAUGUUCUUUGAUUUUCCUAGUAAAUGUUCAUUAUUUUGGUGUACAUCCACAAUGACAUCUAUUUUGCAUAUUUAAAAGCGAGGGAAAAUAAUCUUGUAAGUUUUGAUUUACCAUAUACAGAUACUGCAUAAUCGCUACAGCAAUAUAUGAAGUCUAUAUAUGUUAAACUGUUAUUGCUCUCUGUGUUAAUGAAAAUCUAAAUAACAGAUAUUGAAAGUGCUACCAUCUCCUUUCCCAAAUAAAAUUUGAUUUUUUUUCGGUUA